AUGGUCGCGAGUGCGCUGCUGCAUCUUCACCAGCAGGGCGAAGGCCUCGGCAAGGAGACCAUCUCGCUCGACCUGCUCUUCGGCGUCCAGCACCUCUCGUCUCACGACGGAUCUGCCCAAUCAAGCUCCUCGGCGUCAUCUUCCUCGGCAGACGAGGCUGCACAGGCGCUGGGCGUCUCGCUGCAAAACCGCGCGGGCGUCAUCAUUGUGCCUCUCGUCAACGGCGAGCUGUCCUGGUGGCUGGCCGCCGCUCUCAUGCUCGUGAACUCGUUUAUCGGGCGAGCAAAGCAGUGCCUCGAUUUCGCCGCAACGUUUCAUCUCUUGCAUCUCGUCUUCUCGACCGUCUACGGUGGCUUCCCUUGGAGCGUGUCGUGGUGGCUGGUCAAUGUCGCAUCGCUCGCCUUCAUGACUGUUACCGGAGAGUUCAUUUGCAUGCAGAAUGAGCUCUCGGCCAUUCCGAUUCUUGGUGCUCGCCUGGGCGAGUUAUAG
Messenger RNA from Capsaspora owczarzaki ATCC 30864, 489 nucleotides. RefSeq lists its product as hypothetical. The record is from RefSeq and is a predicted model, not a curated record. Gene Ontology annotation, cellular component: trans-Golgi network; Golgi membrane. Gene Ontology annotation, biological process: Golgi to endosome transport; protein localization to Golgi apparatus; Golgi to plasma membrane protein transport. Lineage: Eukaryota; Filasterea; Ministeriida; Capsasporidae. The coding region runs from base 1 to 489 and encodes 162 amino acids. The transcript has 2 exons.